Messenger RNA from Drosophila suzukii, 910 nucleotides. The record is from RefSeq and is a predicted model, not a curated record. NCBI's taxonomy places the organism in Eukaryota, Metazoa, Arthropoda, Insecta, Diptera, Drosophilidae.
ACUGAGACUUUUAGCAAUGUUCUCCAGAGCAUCUUUGUUGGCAGUGGUACUUGCUUUUGGCCUGGUUUCUGGCCUAAGCAUUACUCUCAAGUUAAGUCCAUCGAAGCUGAAGUUGCCCACCAACAAGAAAGUCCUUGGUCUUCAGCAACAGACCGAAGUCCUGGCUGCUCAAAAUCCUGUUAGUUCGAAGUCCUGCUUCGACUACUACAUCCCCGUUCUCAACAGUGUGACAAUCCAGUACGAGGUGGCCUAUGCCCAGUGCCAAAAGAACUAUGACACCGCCAGUGACCUGGUGCUCAAGUCCUGGAACAGCACUCUUUAUGGCAUCCAGGCGGCUGGGGAUAGCGGCUGCACAACCUUCUUCGACUGCUCCUCAAUUGUGGACUACGUCCAGGCCUUUGAGUGCUUCGCCGACGUGGGAGCUGAGCAAGCAAAGACUAUGUACCAAGUGUCGGCAAAUGCCACCGAAGCCGGAUCGAGCAUCAAGAUCCACCUCCAGACUUUGGACACACAGCAGGAGAGCUGCAACAAUAAUGCUGAUAGGAGUUACGUGGAGAACACUGCCUACACCUACGAGGGACUAAACCAAUGCCUCUCUGGAGCACCCAUUCCAGAGGAUUCCCCAUCCCACAGAGUUUCACCAGUUUUCCCACAGUUGGAAGAGAUGUUCGACGAUAUCGGGGCAUCUAUCAAUGGUGGCUAUCCACCUAUCCAUCCUUUGACCUGUCCACACCCAACAAAAAAAAAAGUAAAGAUCGAGGGAUCUGUGGCGGUACAGGUAUACGAAAAUCACAAGCGUUUUAUUGCCCAACCAGUUUCGGCCGCCAUGCAAAGCAGUCCUACUCAGGAACCCGGGGAUCUCGGUCCUGAGAUUAUGAUCACCGAACUAAACCGAACCGAACUGAACUGA